Penicillium oxalicum is the source of this 351-nucleotide messenger RNA. RefSeq lists its product as uncharacterized. The transcript has 3 exons. Bases 1 to 351 code for a protein of 116 amino acids. NCBI's taxonomy places the organism in Eukaryota, Fungi, Ascomycota, Eurotiomycetes, Eurotiales, Aspergillaceae. The record is from RefSeq and is a predicted model, not a curated record.
AUGGGCCAUGAGACUCUCCGCGCCCACGAGAAAAACCCAGCUGGGUGCACGGUGAUUGGCACCGGAGGGAUCCUCUCCCUCACCCUGUACGAUGAAAUUCAUGGAAUGCAUGCUUGCGCUGCAGCCAACCCCAGCGCGUCUCCGCGAGGCUCAGCCAGUGUCAUUCAUCUCGUCCGACUCGUCGCGUGCUGGCCACCACGGUGUGGUGAUAAGCAGCGCAUCGAGGAGCCAAUCAUCAUGAUUCGAUCCCACGAGCCCAAGACACGAGACGAGUUUACUUCUGCACCUCAUGCACUGUUCCUCUCAAGAUGGCUACCCGAGUUCUGGCGAAACCGUGUCUGCCAACCUUGA